AUGUACCAUAUUGGGCAGAAACUGGAGCAUCUUGGUCCAAUUUCGAUCUCUCAGAAAUUUGUUGAAAAUGCACAGUGCGAAAUCGAAACAUUCGUAAAUGUUGGAGCAAAUAUGAAAGACGCUGCUGAUGAGAAUGUUGCAGACAAUGUAAUAUCAUUGGAAGAGCAAACGUUAGGAGAAAAUGAUCCGAUGGUGCCGGAGGUGGGAAUGACCUUCAAUGAAGAAAAAAAAUUGUGGAACUUUUAUAAAGGAUAUGCGUAUUAUGUUGGGUUUCCAGUUAGGAGAAGGAAUUCGAAAAAAGGGGAUGAUGGGAAAAUGAAAUAUGUCACCUUCACAUGUAACCGUGAAGGCCGAAGAACAACUAGUACAAGCGAUUCUUUAAAGCCCCAACCAAUAAUUCAGACAAAUUGUAAAGCCAGGAUCACUGCAUGUUCAGAUUAUCAUGGGAUUUGGAGAAUUAACAAAGUCCACCUCGACCACAAUCAUAAAACAAGUCCUUCGAAGUCGAAGUUGUAUCGCUGUAAUUGGGAGUUGAGUUCACAUGUGAAACGGAAGUUUGAAGUAAAUGAUAUGGUAGGAAUUCCAUUGCGUAAAAACUACAACUCCAUAGUUGUUGAAGCGGGUGGAUAUGAAAAUAUUACUUGCGUGGAAAAUGAUCGUAGAAAUUAUGUUGAACAAGUGAGACGAUUAAGGCUUGGGGAAGGAGAUGUCGCAUCAAUACAGUCCUACUUUUCUAGGAUGUAA
Olea europaea var. sylvestris is the source of this 744-nucleotide messenger RNA. RefSeq names its product protein FAR-RED IMPAIRED RESPONSE 1-like. NCBI's taxonomy places the organism in Eukaryota, Viridiplantae, Streptophyta, Magnoliopsida, Lamiales, Oleaceae. Bases 1 to 744 code for a protein of 247 amino acids. The transcript is spliced from 2 exons. The record is from RefSeq and is a predicted model, not a curated record.